Molecule: messenger RNA, 1680 nt
Organism: Notodromas monacha
Lineage: Eukaryota; Metazoa; Arthropoda; Ostracoda; Podocopida; Cyprididae
Source: the annotation of a GenBank genome assembly
CAGUUUUUUUACGAAUUUUAGCGGGGUGUCAGUGACUACUGUGAUCCGCAUGAGGCGCUGGCAGGUGACGCUGGCGAUUUUCAAGCCAGAUUGUAUCAGUGUUCCAUUUGUAAGAAAGGGAGUCAGAGAGUUGAUCGUGAGAGAGGAGUUUCUAAUUCUUCGGUGGAAGCGGUUACUCCUGAAUCAAAAGGAAGCAUCUGCGUUUUACGGCGAGCAUGUCGAUAAAUUUUUCUUUUCACGACUAGUUACCUUCAUGUGCAGGUAUGUCUAUCCCACAUUCAUUUUCACAUAUCUGCCAGACGCACGAUUAUUCGAGGAAUUAGUCAAAUUUUGGUUUUAAUCGAUCUUCAUCAUUGCCUCGAUUUUCUUGUCAUUUGUAAGUUCCUUCUACAUCUCGUUCUUUUUCUCUGACAGUGGUCCAAUUGAAAUCUACCUGCUUGCUCGCGAAAACGCAAUUUCGAAAUGGAGAACGCUACUUGGUGGCUCGAAAGUAUUCAAAGUUGUUCAUACGGAACCUGACUCGGUUAGAGGAUCGUAUGGACUGACGGAUACCAGAAAUGUCGUUCAUGGAUCAGAUAGCGAAGUAACCGCUAGGAAGGAAAUCGAGUUUUUCUUUCCGGAAUUCGAUUGGGAUCAAUGGGAAACGCUCGUCAGAUCGGAAAGUGUCGACAAGCUUCGAUUCUCCAAAGAUCGAUUUUUACACGAGCGUAUCCAGUUGUUUGUUCGCAACUUGCUCGCAGCUGGAAAACAGCCCGCGUGGAGCAAAAUUAGUUCGCAGUGGAUGUUUGCGCGAUCGAUUUUCGUGAGAACCCAAGAGACUCCGAAUCCGAACAGUUUGAAAUUCAUACCCGGUGUGAAAGUGUUAGACAGUGGAACGAGAGAUUUCAAAUCAUGGAAGGAGGCGAAUGUUUCCCCGUUAGCCAAGUCUCUGUUCAGAGUACAAGGCGUCAAGUCGGUUUUCUUCGGCGGGGAUUUCAUCACAGUUACCAAGAGUGAUGAUGACACUGAUUGGAGCGUUUUGAAACCCGAAAUCUUUGCCACGAUCAUGGAUUUCUUAAGCAGUGGAAGUCCGAUUAUGUUGGAUGAUGCCGACCUCCCGGUUGAUGAGGGUUCCCCGAAAGACGAUGACGAUGAAGUUGUUUCGAUGAUCAAGGAACUGUUGGAUACCAGAAUUCGCCCUACAGUUCAAGAGGACGGCGGUGACAUCGUUUAUCGAGUGGGUGCAAAGGAAGUUAUGUUUUUUCACUUGGUGAUCCCCGACGAACGAGAGGAGGUCGAGGGGAUUGGUCUGAAAAUGACCCACGACGAAAUAGUCUCCACUGCGGGAAAAGGGCUGUGGGAACAACAUGGAUUCGAGAACGGUAUCGUGAAGCUGAAAUUACAAGGAGCAUGUUCCAGUUGUCCAUCGUCCGUGAUAACUCUGAAGAAAGGUGUGAUGAACAUGUUACAAUUCUACAUACCAGAAGUCGAGGGAGUAGAAGAAGUGGAAGAUGAAGUAGACAAGUUAUCCAAGUCUGAGUUCGAGAAGUUCGAGGAGAAGCUUCACAAGGAUGAAGAGAAAUACGGCAAACAAUGACACGGUGACAGGAGAAUGCUAUGGUUGAAACUUGAUGCGCAGGUUCUGUAAAUUUUUGUUUGACUGCUUUGUUAGUGACUGGAACAUGAAAUUGAUCGUUUUCA